Messenger RNA from Talaromyces amestolkiae, 363 nucleotides. RefSeq lists its product as uncharacterized. Bases 1 to 363 code for a protein of 120 amino acids. The record is from RefSeq and is a predicted model, not a curated record. NCBI's taxonomy places the organism in Eukaryota, Fungi, Ascomycota, Eurotiomycetes, Eurotiales, Trichocomaceae. The transcript has 2 exons. Gene Ontology annotation, cellular component: preribosome, large subunit precursor.
AUGGCGAAAAGCAUCCGCUCAAGUACCAAAAAAAGGAACCACGCCAAAUUGCGAAGCACAGUCUUUGGUCCUGUCGUCGAUGCACGAACAGAGAGACUUUCCGCCAAACUACAAGAGCUCGCAGCACAACCCUUGAAGAUUGAGCCCACCAAAGACGCUGCUGAGGAGAGCACUAAGGUAGAACCGGAAGCGGAAGAUGAGAGCGACAAAAUGGCCAUUGACGAGUCGGCAAUCACACAGUCCAGCUCUACGAAACAACGAUCGAACCGUGUCAGAAAGCAACCCAAAAGGAAGCCCCGCAAUACAAUGGUUUUCCCUAAACCACAUCAAGGCAAACAACGAAAGAGCCAAAAGAAGAAUUAG